Messenger RNA from Eruca vesicaria subsp. sativa (arugula), 3372 nucleotides. The record is from the annotation of a GenBank genome assembly. Lineage: Eukaryota; Viridiplantae; Streptophyta; Magnoliopsida; Brassicales; Brassicaceae.
AUGUCGUCGUUGAGCCGAGAGCUUGUGUUUCUGAUACUUCAAUUUCUCGAGGAAGAGAAAUUCAAGGAGUCUGUUCACAGGCUGGAGAAGGAGUCAGGAUUCUUUUUUAAUACAAAGUAUUUCGACGAGAAAGUUCUUGCUGGAGAGUGGGAUGAAGUGGAGAAGUAUUUGUCUGGUUUUACUAAGGUUGAUGAUAACAGAUACUCCAUGAAGAUUUUCUUUGAGAUUAGGAAGCAGAAGUAUCUCGAGGCUCUUGAUAGGCAAGAUAAGGCCAAAGCAGUUGAGAUAUUAGUGCAGGACUUGAGAGUCUUCUCCACUUUCAACGAGGAUCUCUACAAAGAGAUUACUCAGCUUUUAACUUUACAGAACUUCAGGGAAAAUGAUCAGCUUUCCAAAUACGGAGACACAAAAACAGCUCGAACCGUAAUGCUAGCAGAAGUAAAGAAACUAAUCGAAGCAAAUCCUCUUUUUCGUGACAAAUUGACGUUCCCUACAUUAAGAUCUUCGAGACUGCGUACUCUCAUUGAUCAAAGGUGUGUUUCUUUUUCUAUUUUUCUCCUCACGACAAUAGAAUAUGUUGCUGGAUUUAUUGUGCACAUGUUCUCUUGCAGUCUUAACUGGCAGCACCAGCUGUGCAAAAAUCCUAGACCAAAUCCAGAUAUUAAAACUCUAUUCACAGACCACACAUGCGCAGUUCCGAAUGGUCCUCUGGCACCUUCAUCAGUCAACCAGCCUCCAUUUCCUCCUGGUACGGCCGUUGCUGCUGCUAAUGCUGGCGCUUUAGCUAGUUGGAUGGCUGCUGCCUCUGGUGCUUCUGCUGUCCAAGCUGCCGUUGUCACACAUGCGCCUAUGCCUCUACCUCAAAAUCAAGUGGCAAUCUUGAAGCGACCAAGAACACCACCAGCAACUCCAGCUAUAGUAGAUUAUCAGAAUCCAGAUCAUGAACUAAUGAAGCGUCUCCGCCCUGCCCCAUCUGUAGAGGAGGUGACAUAUCCUGCUCCUAGGCAACAAGCUCCAUGGUCGCCGGAAGACUUGCCAUUAAAGGUGGCUCUAGCGUUGCAUCAAGGGUCCACUGUGACAAGCAUGGAGUUUCACCCUAUGCAAAAUACGUUACUUCUUGUUGGAUCUGCAACGGGAGAAAUCACAUUGUGGGAACUCACUGUUCGGGAGAAGCUAGUUUCAAAGCCAUUCAAAGUAUGGGAUAUGACUAACUCCACAGUUCAGGGUUUGAUAGCUAAGGAACCACCAAUUUCUGUCACCCGUGUUGCAUGGAGUCCCGAUGGAAAUUUCAUAGGGGUUGCCUAUUCCAAACAUCUUAUUCAUUUGUAUGCUUUCUCUGGACCUAACGAUCUUCGCGAGCAUGCUGAGAUCGAUGCCCAUGUGGGUGCUGUGAACGACUUGGCUUUCGCUAUUCCGAACAGACAGCUAUGUGUAGUUACUUGCGGAGAUGAUAAGCUAAUCAAGGUAUGGGAUAUUCAAGGUCGAAAGCAUUUUACCUUUGAAGGUCAUGAUGCUCCUGUUUAUUCCAUUUGCCCUCAUCACAAAGAGAACAUUCAGUUUAUAUUUUCAGCGGCCAUAGAUGGGAAGAUAAAGGUCUGGCUUUAUGACAAUAUGGGUUCCAGAGUUGACUAUGAUGCUCCCGGUAAAUGGUGUACUACGAUGCUUUACAGCGCUGAUGGGUCUAGAUUGUUUUCUUGUGGAACGAGUAAAGAUGGUGAUUUUUUCCUAGUUGAGUGGAAUGAAAGUGAAGGAUCAAUUAAAAGGACCUAUCUUGGGUUUCAUAAAAAGUUGGCUGGUAUGGUUCAGUUUGAUACCUCAAAGAACCACUUUCUGGCUGUUGGUGAAGAUGGACAAAUCAAGUUCUGGGAUAUGGACAACAUCAGUGUUCUGACAAGCACUGAUGCUGAGGGCGGACUUCCGGCUCUUCCUCGUUUGAGAUUUAACAGGGAAGGUAAUCUUCUAGCCGUUUCUACGGCAGAUAACGGAUUUAAGAUCCUAGCAAACACAGCUGGUCUCCGAUCUCUGAGAGCCAUGGAAGCUUCUGCUUUUGAAACGAUGAGGAAUCCAGUUGAUUCUUCCUUAAUCAAAGCUGUAAUGUUGCUAAACUUUGUAGUAUAUUUUCCUUUAUUAGCUUCCACUGUUUUAGCAAGCUCUCUCGGUUUACACAUUUUGAAUGGAGUUGAUCCCUCGAAGCCAAGAAUAGAUGACUCAACAGACAAACCAAGACCUUGGCAAUUAGCUGAAAUAUUGGACCCAACCCAGUGUCGCCAGGCUACUUUACCCGAGACCGCUGGUUCUUCCAUAAAGGUCGUCCAGCUUCUGUAUACUAAUUCCGGCGCUAGAAUCUUGGCACUAGGUUUGAACGGUAUUCAGAGGCUCUGGAAGUUGGUUCGCACUGAGCAGAACCCUAGUGGAAAGGCAACUACUGCUGUUGUUCCUCAGCAUUGGCAACCAAAUAGUGGUCUUCUCAUGACCAACGAUGUCUCUGGUGUAAACCUUGAAGAGUCUAACCCGUGCAUCGCUCUCUCUAAGAACGACUCUUAUGUCAUGUCGGCUGCUGGAGGAAAAGUCUCGUUAUUCAACAUGAUGACUUUUAAGGUGAUGACAACAUUCAUGCAACCUCCACUGGCUUCAACAUUUUUGGCGUUUCAUCCUCAGGACAACAACAUCAUUGCCAUUGGAAUGGAGGACUCCACGAUUCACAUCUACAAUGUCCGAGUGGAUGAGGUCAAGUCAAAGCUAAAGGGUCACCAGAAACACAUCACUGGCUUAGCAUUUUCUACAACCCUCAAUAUCUUGGUUUCAUCUGGUGCUGAUGCUCAGAUAUGCUUUUGGAGCAUUGACACAUGGGAGAAGAGAAAAUUCGUAGCAAUACAAAUGCCAGCAGGAAAAGCCGCCAUUGGAGACACGCGUGUACAGUUCCAUGUGGAUCAGAUCCGUAUCCUGGCAGUCCACAAGACACAACUAGCUAUAUUUGAUGCUUCCAAGAUGGAAUGUAUCCGACAGUGGAUUCCUCAAGACUCGUUAUCUGCUCCCAUAUCUUCAGCAGUGUAUGCCUGCAACAGCCAGUUAAUCUACACCACUUUCCGCGAUGGGAACAUUGGAGUGUUCGACGCAGACACUCUUAGAUUAAGAUGUCGUAUCUCUCCAACCGCCUACUUGCCUCAAGGGAACCAAGGCUUAUCUCCUCUAGUUGUGGCAGCUCACCCACAAGAGCCAAACCAGUUUGCGGUCGGUUUGAAUGAUGGGUCAGUUACGGUGAUAGAACCGACGGAGGCUGAAGGCAAGUGGGGGAUGGUUCCACCUUCUGAAGCAAUCAACACUUCACCGUCCACAACAAACAACCAGAAUCAAGAACAGUUACAAAGAUGA